UGACCAACUUUUUUUUUGGAGCCUGACCAAUUAUUGACAACUUCCUGAAUAGCUAGAAGAGGGGGCGGGUAAACAAAAUCAUGUUAUGUGACGUUGUGAAACAUUGCCGCCUUGAACUGACAAAACACACAACUGGCAUCUUUAUGAUAUUUGGCUUAUUUUACCCUUUGAUAACUUCUUGAGAAGAUGCUUCCAGCACCUGCAGUCUUUCAUUUCCUUUGGGAAGUCAACUCUGGUGCAGUCAAGGAGGGAGAUUCAGUGAGAACAUUUGGAAGAUUGGUGAGUUACCAACCAGAGGAAUCGAAGGCUACACUAUCUAUCCAGCAUGCAACAAGACAGCACCAAGUUGUUGUUCAGACUCCAUUUGUGGAACCCUUUGACCCCAUCAUUGGAGCCCAGUACAUAGUUCUGGGCGAGAUUGAAAAAGCAGAGGGAGGUGAUGGUGUGAUGGUCCAUGCCCGUGUGCUGAACUGUGUGGAUGGGGUGAACCUAGCCCUGCUACAGAGAGGUGUCACUGAACAGAGGAGCUACUUCAGAGAGAGGGGGGAGAGCAAGGGAGAUGCUGCUACUGCUGCUCGGCCACGUGCUCCUCUCUGACCUGGACCCCAAUAACAAUUCAUCUGUCACAACGCUGCACUGAUACAGUGCUACUGGUGGAAAGUUAUGAACCAGGUGGAAUUUAAUGACAUGUUGUAAUGUUUAUAUGACCUCAUUUAUACCUCAGAUGGAUCGUGUCAAAAGGUCCGAUUUUUUUUAUGGUUGUGACAUUUUCCCAAAUAGCUGAUUACAUGGGGAUGUUAAGAAUUAUGAGACUGUGCUUCUCGCUAAUUUAGAACGGCGAAGGGUGGAAUUGGGAUAUAAAAAGACUUCUGAGGAAAUCCUGAUUGAUACACAAAAGCUGCUUGUUCUGGUGCAUUGUAAAGUCCUGCCAUUACUUGUCAUAAGAUAUCAGUUCUGGAAGACACCCUCUUCCUCCUGAAAGAGUUAGGCAAGUUCACUGAAUGUUGGGUCAGGUGUAUGAAGUAGGUCAAUAAAAUGCAUACUUACAUUCUUAUUGUAGCUAAUCUAAGAUAAGAGAGCAUGUUUGAUGUAGCCAUUUAUGCAAUGGUUAUAUUUGUGAAUGAAAACUGAUAUGUAGCUUGGAAAUGUAUAUUUGAUAUUAGAUGUAUUUGUGGACGAGGUGUGUGUUAUCGUGUUGCUUUCUUUUUUGGUAGUUAAUUAUUUUAUUUUGUUGGAAUUGAAGAAGCAAACAUGUUGACAAUAUCUUUAAUGAGUAAUUAUUUUCUUGAUACAGUAUCAAGGUUGUGUUUAAAAGGAUCAGUGUCAGGAAAAUAAUAAGAAAUAGACAAGCAGAACUUAGUCAAUAACAUUGCACCGUGUCCCAUCAGCUCUAGUAAAACAAUAUCAAGGAUAAAUUAAAAAACAAACUCCUUUGUGUCUUUCCUUUUUUAAAGUAGAUUCUGCCAUCUCCAAAGAAUUUUGGUAAACAAAAGCAACUCAGC
This is a messenger RNA of Salvelinus namaycush (lake trout), 1502 nucleotides long. RefSeq names its product TEN1 subunit of CST complex (gene ten1). Bases 187 to 597 code for a protein of 136 amino acids. Gene Ontology annotation, molecular function: telomeric repeat DNA binding; telomerase inhibitor activity; single-stranded DNA binding. Gene Ontology annotation, biological process: negative regulation of telomere maintenance via telomerase. NCBI's taxonomy places the organism in Eukaryota, Metazoa, Chordata, Actinopteri, Salmoniformes, Salmonidae. The transcript is spliced from 3 exons. The record is from RefSeq and is a predicted model, not a curated record. Gene Ontology annotation, cellular component: CST complex.